AUGCGUUUAGAAUUUUUGGCAUCUGCCUUCCUUGCAGCCACUGCAACCGCAUUUCCCAUCUUUGGCAAGAGAAGUGCUAACACCACCUUCUUGGAAGAAUCAGUUCCUGACUCUUCAACCAACAAAUUGGAAACCAGUUAUGGUAAGCCCUUUGCUAUCUUUCAACCCAAGGUUGUGAUUGUGUCUAUGUUUUUCUACGAACAAGACCCUUGGUUGGAAAACAUGAAGUUUGUCAACAACAUCACUAUUCCAGGUCUUUCUCCUAUUUACCCUGACGUUCAUUGCACAGCUGAUUACGCUGUUUGUCAAGUUACUGUUGGUGAAGGUGACAUCAAUGCUGCUGCUUCAAUGACUGCUCUUACUUUAUCACCAUUGUUUGACUUUUCCAAGUCUUACUUCAUGGUUGCAGGUAUUGCAGGAGGUGAACCUCAACACGUCACAUUAGGUUCUGUCACUUUUGCCAAGUAUGCCAUUCAAGGUGCUUUGGAAUACGAAAUCGCUUAUGCUGACUACCAUGAAACCAACCCUGAUUGGAAGACCGGUUACUUUGCAUAUGGUACUAGUGACCCAUCUGCUUAUCCCGAAAAUGUCUAUGGUACCGAAGUAUUUGAAUUGAAUGAAAAGUUGAGAGACAGAGCCGUCGAAUUGGCUAGCUCAGCUGCUUUGAACAAUGGAACUGAAGGAAAUGCUAAGAUGAGAGAAUUAUAUGAAUUUGAAGCUGCUCAAAACCUUCCUUCAGUAGUUAAGUGUGAUGUCAUGACAAGUGACAAUUACUACUCCGGUAACACUUUAGGUGAUUAUUUUGCUUUCUGGGCCUCUCUUGUCACUAAUGGUACUGCCACUUACUGUGCUACUGCUCAAGAAGACAAUGCUCAUUUGGAAGUCUUGACCAGAAUGACCGUUCACGGUAUUGUUGAUUACGACAGAGUCAUUGUUAUGAGAACAAUUUCAGACUUUGCUAGACCUCCACCAUUGUACUCUAACGACACUGUUAACUGGUUUACCAAUGUGUCCCAAGGAGGCAGCUCUGCAUCUGUCGCUAACUUGUACUUGGCUGGUUCUCCAAUUGUCAACGACAUCUUAGAAAACUGGGAUGCUAUUUACAAGGACAACACCUUGUACAAGUCCGAAAACUAUGUUGGUGACUUGUUCAACACUUUAGACUCUGGUAACAGAGACAUUAGUGCUGAAUCUUUCCUCAUCAACUAA
Lizanozyma spartinae is the source of this 1209-nucleotide messenger RNA. RefSeq names its product purine-nucleoside phosphorylase. Gene Ontology annotation, biological process: nucleoside metabolic process; transmembrane transport. Lineage: Eukaryota; Fungi; Ascomycota; Pichiomycetes; Serinales; Debaryomycetaceae. Bases 1 to 1209 code for a protein of 402 amino acids. Gene Ontology annotation, cellular component: endoplasmic reticulum. Gene Ontology annotation, molecular function: catalytic activity. The record is from RefSeq and is a predicted model, not a curated record. The transcript has a single exon.